Molecule: messenger RNA, 1061 nt
Organism: Ctenocephalides felis (cat flea)
Lineage: Eukaryota; Metazoa; Arthropoda; Insecta; Siphonaptera; Pulicidae
Product: glyoxylate reductase/hydroxypyruvate reductase-like
Exons: 7
Coding region: 26-1003 (325 amino acids)
Cellular component (GO): cytosol
Molecular function (GO): NAD binding; hydroxypyruvate reductase (NADH) activity; glyoxylate reductase (NADPH) activity
Source: RefSeq, a predicted model, not a curated record
CUUCAAAAAAUAUUAUUCUAACAUUAUGGCGCAGAUACCUACACGACCGAAAAUUUUGUUAACUCAUCCGGAUAUACCGAAGGAAGCUAUUGACAUCAUGUCUCCCAAUUGCGAAAUAAUUAUGUGCACCGGACGUCCGUCGCCAUCACGACAAGAAAUUUUGGAAAAAAUUGUGGGUGUUCAUGGUUUAAUGUGGUGUACUAAAGAACGUUUGGACAAAGAGAUAUUAGAUGCUGCAGGACCCAACAUUAUGGCCAUAUCUACUAUGUCGGCUGGGCUGGACAAUGUAGAUUUACCCGAAAUCCGCAAAAGAAAUAUUCCAAUUGGUUAUACUGCAGGAGUUCUGAAUAAUGCUGUUGCUGAUUUAACUGUUGGGCUUAUGAUAGCUACUGCUAGAAGAUUUGGAGAAGCUAGGAAACACAUAGAGAAUGGGACAUGGGGAAGUGGACCUUCGUGGUUUUUAGGCAGAAAUGUAUCUGAAACUACAGCUGGUAUUGUCGGUCUAGGAGAAAUUGGACAAACUGUUGCAAGAAGAUUGAAAGCAUUCAAUAUGACUAUAAUUUAUACCGGUCACAAAAAGAAACCAGAAGCCGAUGAAUUUGAUGCAGAAUUUGUAACAAUGGAUGAAUUAUUAGAACGAAGCGAUUUCGUGAUUGUUAUUUGUCCAUUGACACCAGAAACUAGGGGCAUGUUUGAUGCAGAAAAAUUUGCCAAAAUGAAAAAAAGUGCCUGCUUUAUCAACGUUAGUCGUGGCGAUAUUGUUAAUCAGAAUGAUUUAGUCAAGGCAUUAACGAAUAAUGACAUCUAUGCUGCUGGUUUAGAUGUUAUGACACCUGAACCUUUACCACAAGAUCAUCCUUUACUUAAAUUGCCUAAUUGCGUCGUUUUGCCACACAUUGGAUCGGCUACUACGCAAACAAGAAUUGACAUGGCAACAAUUGCGGCCUAUAAUAUUCUUCAAGGAAUUUCUGGUGACAAUAUGUUUGCUCCUGUGCCAAAGUAACUUUAAACAAGUAAAGUCUAGAUUUAUAAUAUCAAUUAUUUGAAAUAUUUGAGAUACC